AUGUUAAAGUCACUUGGUUUGGCUUGGAAUCAAGCAAUGGUUAGAGAUGAGUUAUUUGAGGUUGAUUUGAGUGGAAAGGUCUGUUUAGUAACUGGUGCAACAAUUGGUGGAAUUGGUUAUGAAACUGCUAAGAAAAUGUAUCAAUUGGGAUGUCAUGUUGUUGUGGUGUGUAGAAGUGAUAAGAAUGGAAAGGAAGCUUGUGAUUUGAUGGAAAAGGAAUGUUCUGGAAUGAAAGGGAUUGGAAUUGUAGAGUACAUGUUGAUGGAUUUGAGUGAUUUGAAAAGUGCAGGAGUGAUGGCAUGUCCUUACAAUGUAACUGCACAAGGAAUUGAAAUUCAAUUUGCUACCAAUCAUUUGGGUCAUUUCCUUUUGACCAUUUCCUUGAUGGAAUUGAUUGAGAAAGUUGCUGGAAGAAUUAUCAAUGUUGCUUCUAUUGGUUCUAAACUUUACGUUAGCUCGGAAAAUGAUAUCAAUAGCUUUAGCUCAUUCUCUUUAGAAAUAAGAAACUUUAAAUCUUCAAAUUCAAAAGUCAGCACCUUCACCUUACAUCCAGGAGGUGUUAAAACUAAUCUGCAAAAAAGUCAUAAUGGUUUCGCUGCUGAGAUUAUUAACUGGAUUUUGAACCCACUUUUUAAGACUCCAUAUGAAGGAGCUCAAACAAGUCUUCAAGUUGCAUUGGCUCCUCUUAGUCAACUGGAAAAUGGAGGUUAUUAUAUGGAAUGCCAAUUGGAUGAGGCUAGUCCAUUUGCUGAUGAUGUUAAAUUGCAAGAUACAUUGUGGGAAACUAGCAUGACUUUGGUUAAGGAUUAUUUGUAA
Molecule: messenger RNA, 816 nt
Organism: Naegleria gruberi
Lineage: Eukaryota; Heterolobosea; Eutetramitea; Acrasida; Naegleriidae
Exons: 3
Coding region: 1-816 (271 amino acids)
Source: RefSeq, a predicted model, not a curated record